Messenger RNA from Heterotrigona itama, 995 nucleotides. The record is from the annotation of a GenBank genome assembly. NCBI's taxonomy places the organism in Eukaryota, Metazoa, Arthropoda, Insecta, Hymenoptera, Apidae.
AUGUCGUUAGAAGAUGAAACUCUCACGCAAAGGGGUACCGUCCAUCCGUUCCACGAUCAAGGAAAUCAGGACCACGAUCACGAUGAAAAUAUGUCGAACGUAUUGGUCGCGAAAGGGGUGACGAUGGUCAUCUUAUGCACAGUGAGCAUCACCAUGGGCAUCCUGCCGAUGCAAGUGGCGAAGCGGUUGAAAUGGAACACUUCCGGCGUUGAAAAUCCUAGCAAUGACGCGUUAAAAGUCGACAAAUGUUGCGAUAGGUCAACGAGAUUGGUAAGCUUGCUUCUGGGAUUCGGCGGUGGCGUUCUUUUCUGCACGACGUUUCUUCACCUGCUGCCGGAAGUGAAGGAAGGUCUGGAACAUCUCACGGCCGAAGGGAAACUUCCGGAACUUAGUUUCUCUUUAGCUGAGACGCUCACCUGCGCUGGUUUCUUCAUUAUGUAUUUAGUCGAAGAGUCAGUGCACACGCAUUUACGAAAGAAGCAGGCACGUAGAGAAGGUUCGAGCAAGGACGUUACCAAGAGCACCAACGAGCUAGUUGAAAAUGGACAAACAUUGCCAAACUGCGUACAUGUUCGCGGCAGUGGCGGCUCACAAAUUCGUGAUAGCGUUCUGCAUCGGUUUGGAGUUAGUUGCCUCGAACACCAGGCGCUACCUCUCGGUGAUCUACGUCUGCACAUUCGCAGUUGUUUCUCCUUUAGGGAUCGGCAUAGGAAUGUGUCUGGUUGGCGGCGAAAGCGCUGCUGCCAAUGGCAUAUUUCCGGUGCUGCUGCAGGGCUUGGCAUCUGGCACUUUGCUAUACGUGGUAUUUUUCGAAAUCCUGCAAGAGCACAGAACCGGCCUCUAUCAAUAUUUAUCCAUUCUGCUUGGAUUCGCUGUGAUGUUUGGACUGCAGAUAUUAAGUGAGUACGAAAUUUGUUUUCAAAUAAAACUUUGCAGGAUAUCUCCAUAGACGCGUACGAGCAAAAGCAUUGAAUCCACACCGAUGCGGGAUUUAA